UGUCACUGCCGUUAUCGUGUUCUGUUAUUGGCAGGAAACGAGAAAGAAUUAUAAAUUCUUGAAUAAACAAAUGUUGAUAAAAUUCAAUGCAUUGUUUCACAAAUCAAGAACCUCUCAGUUUUAAUAAAAUAUUAAAAAAUAUUCACCGCAUUUCACAGCGUAGUUGACUACAGAAAUUAAUUGUACUGAGGGUUUAUAUGUUUACGAAGGUGCAUUUAAUUUGUAUUACACAAUGGCGAGCCUUCAUAGCAAUAGAAGACUAAUCAACGAUAUCUGUCGAUUAUGUUUAAAACAAGGGAAUGCCAUGCCCUCGAUAUUCGAUGAAAUUAAUCAGCAAACCCAUAUGGCGGUACUUGCCGAGAAGAUAACCUCAAUUGCGAGUGUGGAGAUUACUCCUACCGAUGGUCUCCCAAUGUCAAUAUGCCAAAUGUGUCGACGUCAAGUGAAUCAAUUUCACGAAUUUCGACUUCUCGUGGAGAUGUCAGACAAGGCAUUGCGAGCCUGUCUCAAAUCAGCCCAACUACAAGAACAAUCCGAGGUAAUGGAGAUGGAAAUGUAUAAAAACAUGGCAGAUCUCGAGUACAAAGAUAUUUUGGGCCACGGGAAUGACGAAUACCCCAUGAAAGACAUGAUGAAUUACGCCUUGCUGGUACCCACGAACGAGGGAUUCCAGGUUUGGAAGAUCAACGACGUCGAGCCGAACCAAGAGGUCGAUAGGCUAGGCAAAAUCGAGUCAUCGAUAAAAAGAAACAAAGACGAAUUGAAUAGAGUCCAGAAGUCCCUCCACAGCAAGCCUAUCGUGGAGCCGAUACAGUUGCAACAGCCCUGUGAUUUUCUCAGGGCCUAUGUCAACGAGGAGGUCGACGACAAGGAUCAAUCCUUUCUCAACAACAUGACGAGUUGUCAGUUGUGUUUCAGUGAAUUUGGAUCGCUAGACGAUCUCAAGAAUCACAUAGCUGAGCAUUGUCUCACCUCCGAAAAUGAGUAUCCCGAUCCCGAGAGCAACCUCACCAACAACCAAAUAGUUUCUUCAAGUUCCCUGACGGAGCCAAGUGACGGAAUAUUCCCACAAUCCGUGGCAUUGCCCUCGCAAAAAGACGCAAGAAAGCCCCAGAAAUGUAAGUUAUUCAAGUGUCGUUACUGCAGCAAAUCUUUCAGCAAAAUAGUCCUGAAGAAGCACCACGAACAGUGCCAGAUAAAAGAAGUGCAACUCAUCUGCACCGAGUGCGGGGAGAAAUUCACAAAGAGAUCUGAACUGAGGCAUCACAAGGGAACACAUCUGACUUUACCCCUGAUGUGUUCAACCUGUGACAAAGUCUUCCGAAAUGUUCAGUCCUUCAAAAUGCACAUGAAGAGACACACCCUGGGGAGCCGUUACAACUGCGAGACGUGCGACAAGAGCUACUACACGAAUUCCGAAUUGGCGAGACACGUUCAGAAGCAUCAGGAGAAACGUAAAUACCCAUGUCACCUUUGCGAAACAUCAUUUUUGUCUAAACCAGAAUUGAAUAGGCACAUGAAGUAUCACAAUGGGGUUAAAAAAUUUGAAUGCAACUUGUGCCGCAAAUCAUACUAUGAGUCCGGACAUCUGAAGGUGCAUCAGAGGGUUCACACGGGAGAGAGACCUUUUGUGUGUCCAGUUUGUAAUAAAGGUUUCGUUACGAGAUCAAAAUUAGCGAGGCACAGCAAGGUGCACAUUAAAGAGGACGCACUCAGUUGAUUUUCCUUGUGAUGGGCUUUAUAAUGCAUUUGAUAUUAAAUUUGAUUUGAAUUAGUUAUAUCAGAAAAUGAACAUAUACUCGAGAAUAUUUAUAUACUGAGGAUACGGCAUGCGGUGCACCAUGGAAUGUGCACUUGGCAUUAUAUAUUUUUGCAAGUUAAGUAAAAUGUUAAAAAAUUCAAAACCGAUUGAACCUCACGAUUUGUAAAUAACAAAACUGUUGUUUGCUUCUGAACGGAAGCAUGGUAAUCAUUGAAAUAUAUCUUUUGUGCGAUA
This is a messenger RNA of Diachasmimorpha longicaudata, 1996 nucleotides long. RefSeq names its product zinc finger protein 180-like. Gene Ontology annotation, biological process: regulation of transcription by RNA polymerase II. Gene Ontology annotation, cellular component: nucleus. Gene Ontology annotation, molecular function: zinc ion binding; RNA polymerase II cis-regulatory region sequence-specific DNA binding; DNA-binding transcription factor activity. The record is from RefSeq and is a predicted model, not a curated record. The coding region runs from base 233 to 1720 and encodes 495 amino acids. The transcript has 3 exons. NCBI's taxonomy places the organism in Eukaryota, Metazoa, Arthropoda, Insecta, Hymenoptera, Braconidae.